AUGUCAGCUAAUGCAGGAAAGAACAGUGAAGAACGAAUGGAUGUGACUGAGGCCAAACAAGAACCAGUUGAAGAUGUGAAAAUGGAGGAUGGAGACCAUGCAGAGGAUGAAAUGGAAGCUGAGGAAGGAGGUAAUCUUUUUCUGGCCGAUGUGAUUUUGCAAGAGUCGAGUAUGAUGUUUGGUGGCGUUGAGGGUAGCAAUCGAUUCAAGAAUUGUUGCAAACUUGUUUUGCUUGCAAGUGCUCAAUGUAUUCUCUAG
This is a messenger RNA of Strongylus vulgaris, 258 nucleotides long. NCBI's taxonomy places the organism in Eukaryota, Metazoa, Nematoda, Chromadorea, Rhabditida, Strongylidae. The record is from the annotation of a GenBank genome assembly.